Molecule: messenger RNA, 4357 nt
Organism: Penaeus chinensis
Lineage: Eukaryota; Metazoa; Arthropoda; Malacostraca; Decapoda; Penaeidae
Product: protein FAM177A1-like
Exons: 6
Coding region: 123-857 (244 amino acids)
Source: RefSeq, a predicted model, not a curated record
UCCGCUUCCGCAGGCGAGGGCGGGGUUGACCAGAACGCAAACAAACGUCACGCGUCGCACAUGCUCGAGAUAUAUCCUCUCGAAGGUUACAAAGGAAAGCUUACUUUGGACAGACCUCAGCCAUGAUGACUGGAGAGGAGUUGCAAAUGUUUGAUCUAAGCUCAAAACUGCCUGUCCAGGAGUCAGGUUGCUCAUCUUCUGAAAUGGAACGGAAGACAAUCCUACCCCGAGAGAAUUCCCACAGUGAUGGUGGGUCAACCAUAUAUGGAGCAGCAGAUUAUACAAGACAAGAUUCAGUUCAAGCAGAAGCUGGUAAGAGUCGCAAAAUGAAAAAACCUCGCCGUAUCCUGCACUUCUCUGAUGGGACUCUUGAAGAAUAUAGUACGGAAGAUGAGGAGGAGGAAGAGAGUAAGCCAGAUUCUUUAGCUGUGUCAGAUCCUAAAGCAUUAACAUGGGGUCCAUGGAUCUAUUACUGGAUGCUGUACUCAGGCAGCUCAGUGCUUUCAGCCUGUGACUAUGUGGGUGAAAGCCUGGCAAAUUUCCUGGGCAUUACAGCACCGAAGUACCAAUAUGAAAUUGAUGAAUACAAUCGAGCUAUGGAAGAGGAAGCAAAGUUAAAAGAGGAUGAAGAAGCUGAAAUGGCAGGUUGGACGACAACUGGAGAAUUGUCCACAAACACUGCAAGUGGAGAGACUGUAUCUUCAGACCCCACUGCCCAACAGUCACAGCCAUCAUUGUGUACUCAGGGACAGGAUAUGUUGAGCACAAACAAAGAGGAGCAAGUAGAGUGUGAUGUUCCGAGCGGGAAAAAGGCAUCGACUUUGAAGGGCGCUUCGGCUGAAUGGCAGCGAUACUAGCCUGAUUUGUCACAAAGGACAGUAUACCUUAAGGGUUUCUUAGUGAAUGAAGCCUUUAGUAUUUUAAUGUUUUCUGAGAUGAUAUCAAGGUUGUUUUAAAGAAGUUUUCUAGUCCAUGAAUGAUCAGCAACAACUGCUCUUCAUCAUAAAAUCAUUCCCAGAGAACAUAGAUGAUUUGUAUGUUUUUGAACCUCAGAUCAAAGUUGAUUUUUCUGUUUUCCUUUUUUAAAGUCUGGUAUAGUACUAGAGAAUGGUUUUCUGACAAAGAUUAUUGUAUAUAUUUUUAAGUAAUUUGAGAUUGAUGGAUUGAUUGAUUAUCUUUAAAUUUUAUACUCUCUACAAACAUAUAAGGACCAGUGAAAGAGGAAGUUGUUAUGUAAGUUUAUACAUUUUAGUAUUAGAUAUCAUCUAUUAAAGUUGAAAGUCAAUAACUGUUUUAUGAUAUUUAUUUCUUAUACUCUGUCUUUGAAGGGGUUAACUCCUUUAUUGACCAACACACAAAAUAAUAGUCAUUUACACCUAGGCACACAUCUAUACCUACACUCAUAUGUAUUCAGUUAUCCACACCUACAUCCACACUCACAUCCACAUGCAUAUCUACAUUCACAUCCACAUCAACACCAAAAAUUCAUAGUCACACCUACAUCCACACCAACACUCAUACCCACAUACUUGUAAUCACCACACCCACCCACACAUUCUUGUAUUCCACACUUAUAAUCAAAGUAUUAUUGACAGAUUAUUCAUGAAUAAUUUCCUGCAGUUAGGCAUAUCAGCUAAGAGGUUUAAUAUUUUGAAAGCUAUAUUUACACUGCACCAGAGUUUAUAUAUGAUUGAUGCUUUAUGUAAUCAUGCACUCCAAAUAUUGUUAGUAGUAAUUACUUUGCAGAAGGUUUUAGCCCUUAAAGAAGAAAGUUCAAAGCUUCGUGUGCACAUUGGAUGGAGAAAAUUUCCUUUGAUUAGCUUUAAUUAACUUUUGUUUGUGCUCUGAUUGUUCUAAUUUGAUUAUUUAUGAAAUGUAUGUUUUGCACUUUUUUAACGACUGAAAAUAUGACCAUAACCAUAUUUUGAAGAACAUCAUUAGGUAUGAUGGUGUUAAUGUGAUGACAUGUGCCUUAUUGUUACACACUGAUGUAUGACAUAUAUAUUGAUAAAAUCUAGACAAGAAAAAGUUGAAAGAACACCUUAUAUUUAGCAUAAGAAGUUAAACAAAUCUUGACUUUGGAAACCUUGCUUAGAAUGAAUUUUUAGUUUGGAAUAUACAAAAUGUAACAUGUAAUUGUAUAUAAUCAAAGAAGAGUAUUUCACAUUGGCUGAACCUGAAACAUUUUAGGAUCUCAUUGCAUCAGUAUUCUGCUACAUGUGAAAAAAUAUUCAAAGCCAUGUAAAAAAUCAGGGCUUGUAAUCUAGAGAGUUAUUGCAGACAGUCCCACAUAGGAUAUUGCAUUGUGCAUUUCAAAUUUUCAGUAGUCUGCUACUAAGAAAUAUGAUAGGGAAAUGCCAAUAUUUAUUUGGUACUCUUGAUUGUUAUUUAUUCAAGGUUAAUCAAGAAAGGCACUGAAACCAUAACAAAAUCAUAUCAUAAUUGAACUAGAUAGACAUAAAAAAUGGUUAUUUAACUUACAAGCAUUGUAUUCUUGUACUGUUGUUGUCUCAUGACUGCUCUGAUAAGAUAAUUCUUCCAUCGUUAUUCUUUGGAAUGAAUCUUAAAUGAUAUGGUAUAGGUUAUUAAUAAUGAAAAUUAAAUGCACAAUUUAUUGAUUAUAGUCUCCAGAUUGCAAGCUUUGUUGUGAAUGUGUAAAAACUUCCCUGCACAAUUGUGUAGUUGGCUGUGUAAAAGUUUGCAGGUAUUAUAAUGACUGCAUAAGCUAAACGGUUUGAAUUCACUACUCACUGUUUUUCUGAGUGGCAUAAUUUGGUCAAGCUAAUCCUCAUGAAUGUUGUAUGUGCAACAGGAGCUAGAUGUACAAAUCUCAGACAUGACAAUAUUUCAUUGGCUAAUUUCAAUAAAAGAUGCUCCAGAAAUUGUUCUAAUUGAUAUCAGAGGACACCUAUCUAUGCCCUUGAGAUGGGUCUAACACCCUUAUUACAAGAUAUUUUAAGGGGACCUUAAAAUGUGUCUCAUCCCUUAACAGAAUUACUAGACCACUCUCUCUCCUCACCCUCGCCCUCAACCCUGAAAUUAUUGGAAGUUUUAAGGAAAGGCAGCAAAGGAGGGGUAACCAAGCCUUACAACCACCAUCAAUUCUUUUUUUAUUAUAAGUGAUGCAUUAGAAUGGCUUUAACAUAAUGAAUAAUCUAAUAGUUGUAGCACAGUAAUAUUUUUCCAGACUGCAUACUAAAUAUUUCCAAAUAUAUCAUACUCCUGUGAUUUUAUAUAGUGGUAUGUAGCACAAAAUUCAGGUUCACAAUAUUUUAGGUUCACAAAACUUCACAAAACUUCUUAGGUUCAGAUAACUAAACAUAUAAGAAAUUUUAGCAUACAUUUCUCUUAUCAUUAUGAUUUUCUAUAUGCUGUCCAUAGGGUAUGAGAAAAAAAAAGAAUAGUUUGUUGAAAUAAUAGGAUGAAGUAGGCAGAAUAAGGAUCAGAGCAUAUUACUCAGGCUCUCUGAAUGUGGUUAUUUUUGUAGGGCCAAAAAAUACCACAUUCCAGUUCCCUCCUAUACUCAUUCCCUCAUCCUUCCUUUUACACUCGGGGAAGAGAUUUAUGGCAAGUAACAGAGGCCUCUGGUAAUAAUUAGAAAAAAAUAUUGUACACUGGUUAUUGAAAUUAUGUGAAAUAGUGUCAGAUACAACAUUAGUGCAUUUUGAGGCUAUUAGUCGUUAGACAAUCUUUUGGUAACAGGUAUAUGAAUGCUGCCCAGAGUUCAGUUGCGAGUAAAGAAAGUAAUUUUUUUAUUUGUAUAGUUAAUAAAAUUACCAGGAGGGUAGGGUUUUAUGUCUUAUGAGAUUCCUGUUAUUUGACAUGUCAAAACAGUCAGUUACUUUAUUUGGUAACAUUGUUCUUAUUGUUUAGAAAAUAAAGCAUUUGCAUAAUUUUAGGACUUUUGAUUUUUAAAGAGAAAAGUUUAACUUGCAUUGAAGGAAUACUUUUGCCAUGUACCUAUAUAUGAAAUUUCAGCUCUAAAGAUAUAUUGAUGUUAGAAGCAACAGUAUUUAGUAAAGACAUCAUCAAAUAAUCUAAUAUGAUAUUUAGGAUUGUUAUUGGGCAUGAUUAUAGCAGGAAAGCUAAGAACAUGUUAAUGCAUUUUGUAAAUUAUUUUGCUUGUUAAUUUUGACUUGCAAGCAUUGAUAUCCUAUUAGACAUGGAGGUACAGGUAGCAUUAUGAAGAAGCAUUUUUUGUGUCAAGGUGUUUUUGAACAACACAAACAGUAUUAAGGUUUGUUGUGAUUUGAACUGAAUUUGAUUUCUCCAUGUUUAAUUGCAGGUUGUGAUAUUAUAAUUGUCUGAAUAUAAUUGCGUGAAUAUGAAUAAAUAUUUAUGAUAACAAAGAAACCCA